Molecule: messenger RNA, 1036 nt
Organism: Brassicogethes aeneus
Lineage: Eukaryota; Metazoa; Arthropoda; Insecta; Coleoptera; Nitidulidae
Source: the annotation of a GenBank genome assembly
GCACUUUUUACUGUAUGUGUAUGUAUACAUAUAUCUUGCCUUCCGCAUAUAUUCUACUCAAUUAGUAGUGUGGUAUUGCUCUGUGAUAUAGAAAACAUCAUACCUAAUUAAAUAUGGAUAUGUAUAACCCUAUAAGUAUUUUAGGAAAAGGCACAUUUGGCACUGUCCAUUUAUGCGAACGAAUCCACAACAAACAAAAAAUUGUCGUUAAAGUAAUCAACUCCGAUCUAGAAGGCGAGCAGUUGAGGGCGGCAAAAAACGAAGUCGCCAUUCUAAAAUCCCUAAGCCACCCCAACAUUAUCCAAUACUUCGACAAUUUCACAAAGGGAAACACAUUUUACAUCGUCAUGGAAUACGCGACCAAAGGGAGUCUUUUCGAUUUAAUUUCCAAAAGUAGACCGAAUUAUUUUCAACCGCAAUUUGUCAUGGACCUAUUUUGUCAAAUUUUGAUGGGACUAGAACAUAUACACAGCAAAAAAGUAAUACACAGGGAUUUAAAGUGCGAAAAUAUUUUUUUAACUGGCGUUUCAGAUAAUGUUAUUAAAAUUGGCGAUUUUGGAAUUUCAAAGAAGAUUUUAACCACUAAAAAGACCCAAACAAUAAUAGGAACGUGCAAUUACUUGGCCCCAGAAGUGUGCGACGGAAAACCAUACGACGUCAAAUCAGACAUCUGGUCCUUGGGCUGUAUUUUGUACGAACUCUGCGCAUUAGAAAAAAUGUUUGAGGGAACGCUCUCCAACGUUGUUUUAUCGAUAGCAAACGGAAAAAUAAAGUGCGUCAACACGGCAUUUUACGGCGACGAAAUGCAGGAUUUAAUAACAAUGAUGCUGCAAGUGAAUCCUGAUCACAGGCCCGACACUAAAGCCUUGAUGUGCCACCCUGAUAUUUUCCCCACUCUAUAUUUGCUGGGGGUCAACCUAGGAUGUCUGGGGGAGACAGCUGCCAAUGAAUAUGUGGCAAAAAACCCCUAAAUGUUUAACAAUUUUUUAACCUUAUUUUAUAAUUUUUGUGUAACUAAUCGAAAUAAAAUACCAUG